AUGGGUUUGGAUUAUUACAACAUAUUGAAAGUGAACAGGAAUGCAACAGAGGAGGAUCUGAAGAAAUCAUACAGGAGAUUGGCUAUGAAAUGGCAUCCUGACAAAAACCCUAACACUAAAACUGAAGCUGAAGCCAAAUUCAAGCAGAUCUCUGAGGCUUAUGAGGCAAAGUUUUUUGGUGGGAAAUGUUUUCAGGUUCUGAGUGAUCCGCAGAAGAGAGCGGUAUAUGAUCAGUACGGGGAAGAAGGACUGAGCGAUAUACCGCCUCCCGGGAGCACGGGAAACAAUGGAAGAGCGAGCGGUUUUAACCCGAGAAAUGCAGAAGAUAUAUUUGCUGAGUUUUUUGGAAGUAGUCCAUUUGGUUUUGGAUCAGCUGGUGGUCCAGGAAGGUCAAUGAGGUUUCAAUCUGAUGGAGGAGGAAUGUUUGGUGGAUUUGGCGGCGGAAACAAUGGAAGCGAAAAUAACAUUUUCAGAACUUAUAGCGAAGGGACUACUGCACCUAAGAAACCUCCUCCGGUUGAGAGCAAAUUGCCUUGUAGCCUUGAAGAGUUGUACUCUGGAUCAACUAGGAAAAUGAAGAUCUCUAGAUCCAUUGUUGACGCUAACGGGAGACAGGCGCAAGAGACAGAGAUUCUGACUAUUGUUGUGAAACCUGGAUGGAAGAAAGGGACAAAGAUCAAGUUUCCUGACAAAGGAAAUGAGCAAGUGAAUCAAUUACCCGCUGAUUUGGUGUUUGUAAUCGACGAGAAACCGCAUGAUUUGUUCACGAGAGAUGGGAAUGAUCUCAUCACAAACCGAAAAGUGACGCUCGCAGAAGCUAUAGGAGGAACAACUGUUAGCAUCAACACGCUCGAUGGGCGGAAUUUACCCGUUGGUGUCACGGACAUCGUCAGUCCAGGGUAUGAGCUUGUGGUUCCUGGAGAAGGGAUGCCUAUCGCUAAAGAACCAAGGAACAAAGGCGAUCUCAAGAUCAAAUUCGAUGUUCAGUUUCCGACAAGGUUGACAAUGGAUCAGAAAACCGCACUCAAGCGGGUCUUAGUUGGUUGA
Arabis nemorensis is the source of this 1047-nucleotide messenger RNA. Lineage: Eukaryota; Viridiplantae; Streptophyta; Magnoliopsida; Brassicales; Brassicaceae. The record is from the annotation of a GenBank genome assembly.